Messenger RNA from Brienomyrus brachyistius, 3792 nucleotides. It is a transcript of the gene cfl2, whose product is annotated as cofilin 2 (muscle). The transcript has 4 exons. Gene Ontology annotation, cellular component: actin cytoskeleton; actin cortical patch; cytoplasm. The record is from RefSeq and is a predicted model, not a curated record. Gene Ontology annotation, biological process: actin filament severing; cell motility; actin filament fragmentation. Lineage: Eukaryota; Metazoa; Chordata; Actinopteri; Osteoglossiformes; Mormyridae. Gene Ontology annotation, molecular function: actin filament binding. The coding region runs from base 277 to 777 and encodes 166 amino acids.
CAGCGUGCUGAUUUUCCGGGGAGCCUCUGCACUGCACGUCCUUCGGGGGCCGGCCUCAGAUCCUGUGCACGGGCUACCCCCGCUGCCAAUCGGCCCUCUGCUCCCGCCUCAGCGGCCGCUGCAUGUUUGACCCUCUCGCGUUUUCCCUGCCCCCUCCCUCCCUGCCUGGCAGCUCCCACAGCACCCUCCUCUCGGUGGCGCACAUUCCCCACACCGCCAAGCCAGUGACAGCCGCGCAGCGAGCCGCAUACGCCGUCGGCGCGACCACCGGACAACAUGGCUUCUGGUGUCACAGUCAACGAUGAAGUCAUCAAGGUCUUCAAUGACAUGAAAGUGCGGAAGUCGUCUUCCUCUGACGAAAUAAAGAAGCGUAAGAAGGCAGUUCUCUUCUGCCUGAGCGAUGACAAAAAGAAGAUCGUCGUGGAAGAGGGCAAACAGAUUCUGGUCGGGGAUAUUGGCGAGUCUGUUGAUGACCCUUACGCCUGUUUUGUAAAGCUCCUACCUCUGAAUGACUGCCGAUAUGGCCUGUAUGAUGCCACAUAUGAAACAAAGGAGUCCAAGAAAGAAGACUUGGUAUUUAUAUUUUGGGCCCCUGAAGGAGCCCCUCUAAAAAGUAAAAUGAUAUAUGCCAGCUCUAAAGAUGCCAUCAAAAAGAAGUUCACAGGUAUCAAACAUGAAUGGCAAGUCAAUGGUUUAGAUGACAUUCAAGACCGCUCCACACUGGCAGACAAGUUGGGUGGCAGUAUGGUGGUAUCAUUGGAAGGGAGACCCUUGUAAACUGAAAGACACGUGCCAUUUGCAUCCCCAACGUCCAUCUUAGCAGCAUUGUCUGUACCCUAUGGUCUUCUUGGAACAGUUAUAGUAUUUCCACCCCAAAUGAAGGAGGUCUCACUAACUUAUAUAAAAGACUGGUUUUUGUCUACCGGUAGUUGACUUUUUCAGGUUUUCUGGUAGCUUUCUUAAAAGAUCUUGACUCAGAAGUCAAGGAAUAUUUUCAUUUCUAGUGUUUUGCCAAACAAAAGUAAGCCACAAUCGAAGAAGAAUGCUGAUAUCCCAGCUCACAAAAAACGCAUCGCUCACAACUAUUGCCAUAAAUAUAAAGUUGUGUAACUUACAGCUGAGAGGUUUCUUUCAAAUGCCUUGACAAUUGUGUGCACUGUUCUGGUGUUAGCCAAUAUAAACAAUUUGCACUCUGAAUUUUUCCGUGAGGCUUAUGUGUAACUAUUUAGCCUUGUUGACAGAGGUUUUUGACAGGGAAAAUUAUGUUUUACACUAUGCAUUCAAAAGCACUUUUUGUAAUUGUAUUUUUUUAAACGUUUCAGUUCAAGAAGGUAUAGAGAAAGGAAUGCCAACUGAACUUCUGUAUUUGUGUCAUUUAUGAAUUGACAUUACCUCAGUUUUCAUUCCUGUUCUGCACACGUAAAUGGAAAGAAGUGUGUUGCUGCUCUAUGGCCUUCUUGUGUUUAUCCGAAUGUACAGUACAAUCGCAGAAUAAAGAAACUCGGUGACACUAAAAAGGAAAUCUACACAAUCAGUCAACAUGGCGUUAUCAGUGUGAUUGGAGCCUUAAAUAAUGUGAUUUUUUUUUUUAAUCAGCAAAGUUUCCACUUUGCAAUAAAACCUUGUGGCUGAUAUAUUGGUGACAUGUCUUUUGUUCCCGUUCCUUAAAGUUUUGUGCUUUACCAUUAUCUCUGUAUAUAAUUAUUUAUAUGUAUGAUGUAUGUAUAAUUCUGCAUAUGGGUUUGCAACACAUUUCAGUUGGAUUAAGCAUACAACACAGGAUACCUCUUUAUAUAUCCAUUCUAAUCAUCCAGAAAUGUUUUAUUCAUUAUUGGCAAUACUUUGUUUUCUUCGACUAUAUUAUUAUUAUUUAAAGAUCUGUGACAUAUAUAACAUUUGAUAAAACUAAGGCUGUUGUUCAAUAUAAUAGUAACACUCCAGUGGUUAUAGUCAUGAAUGUUUGCUGGAUUGUGAACUGCCCCCUCAAAGUUCUUAUCUAGUGAAAAUGACUUUUUGAUAAAACCUUUCCUAAACAUGUAAAAAUAAACAAUUGAAUAGAAAAAUACAUUCAGUUGUUUAGGUGGCCAAGAGCUUCCAUGAAAGCAUUGUCUUAUAGUGGAGAUAGCAACUUUUACAGGAGCCAGUGGCUGCUUCUCCUUGUGGAGAAUUUGAUCUACUGCUGCCGAGCAGCCCUUUGCUGGUCAGAGCUAUUUAUGGCCAACACAUGCUUUUGUGUCUUGUCAUCGUUGUCUACAAAUGGCAAAACUGGACGCGAUUCCAGAGCUCUGCUGAAAGGAAGCCCCGUCGAGCAGCCAGUACAAAGAGUGUUUUGCAGAGAGCAGAGCAGGGGAUAGCAAAAUGCACAAAUGUCAUGUCUAACAAAGCCUUUGUGCAUGAGAAAGCACAUUAAAUCAAGGCUCGUGACAGUAAUCCUAAAAUGCUGCUACAGAGUGUGAUUUAUGUUUUAGAUGAAUGGUCUGUUUUCAAAGAUUUUGUGUUAAAGGCCUGCUUUUAGUAUGAAAGCCUAGACUAAAUUUUUGCCCUAGUCUGUAACUUCAGCAGCAGAUUUCCCAGCUGUCAUGAAGACACGACCUGCUAUUACUUAAUAAUUUCUCAUGUAGUCAGAGGUGUGAGGAGAUAAAUGAUUUUUGAUUACCUACAUUAUGGCUCCUGUUCUUUUAUUGUGAGUUGAUUAAUUUACCUAAAAAAAACCUGCCUUUUAUCAACACUAUAAUCAGUUGUUAUAGGCACAGUGCUAGGUUCGUGUGUGUGUGUUGAGACCCCAGCACAUAUUUUUUGUUUCACUCAUCUCUUAGUGUAUGGGUAUGCAUCUCUGAAUUUUAUAUAUAUAUAUAUGUAUUUAGGGGCGGCAUGGUGGUGCAGUGGUUAGCACUGUCGCCUCACACCUCUGGGACCCGGGUUCGAGUCUCCGCCUGGGUCACAUGUGUGCGGAGUUUGCAUGUUCUCCCCGUGUCGUCGUGGGGUUUCCUCCGGGUACUCCGGUUUCCCCCCACAGUCCAAAAACAUGCUGAGGCUAAUUGGAGUUGCUGAAUUGCCCAUAGGUGUGCAUGUGUGAGUGAAUGGUGUGUGAGUGUGCCCUGCGAUGGGCUGGCCCCCCAUCCUGGGUUGUUCCCUGCCUCGUGCCCAUUGAUUCCGGGAUAGGCUCCGGACCCCCCGCGACCCAAUAGGAUAAGCGGUUUGGAAAAUGGAUGGAUGGAUGGAUAUAUGUAUUUAUAUGUAUAUGUGUGUGUGUGUAUAGAGAGAGAGCGCGAACAAACUCCAGCCUGGCUGUUCCCUGUUUCUCAUUAAUGAAGGGCUUCUUCCUUGCUUUAUGGUUCUUCAGUCCUGCUUCUAGGAGCCUGAUACAAACUGUCCUAGCAGUUCACUUCACACCUGCACUUAAUGUUUCUCAUUUCUUUUUUCUUUUUCUUUUAACUUAACAGUCAUCUCUGGCAUUAGAGUGUCGCUUCCGCCCUUUACCUAGCUGGUUUCUGGUCGUUCCUAGUGUCUCCCGCUUCACCUUGUUAUGUGUGCUGCUGCCUAAAAAUUUGAAUCUGGAAGCAUCCAGCUGCUCAGCGGAGGCUUCUGCCAGAGGAAUCACAAUUAAACCAUAAUGUUAAAAAUGCAGUUUUGUUUAAAAACAAAUUCAGUGGCUGUAUAUCUCACAGAUCUCUUAAGUUUUGGGUUUUAUUUGUCAAAUGCACAAACAUACACUGUACAUCUGUGCAGUGAAAUGCCUUUUCACCCUCUACCAGGAUUGUGCUUAAAAUUAAAUAAAUGUGAUACAAAGUU